CGUUCCAAGCGUCUAAGGACUCGAAGGGGAGUCGCCUCUUUUUGUUCUUCCUCCUCUCCUCCUGAGACCGCGCGGGGGAAGAAGGUACACGAUCCAGAGAUCCAGAGAGACUCCCUCUUUGUUUGGAUUGGCAAGACCCAGAGACUCUCUCUCUUCUCGCUGUGAUAGCCGCUCGGUGCAUCCGGUUGAUCGGAUCUGAAGGGGUGGCGGCGGGAAGAUGGCGUUGUCCGGGAUGAGAGGUCUCUCCGUCUUCAUCAGUGACAUAAGGAACUGCCAGAACAAGGAACAAGAGCGGCAGAGGGUUGACAAGGAGCUGGGCAACAUCCGCACUCGAUUCAAGAAUGAAAAGGGUUUGACACCGUAUGAGAAGAAGAAAUACGUAUGGAAAAUGCUUUACAUCUAUAUGCUCGGAUAUGAUGUAGAUUUUGGUCAUAUGGAGGCUGUUUCUCUGAUAUCUGCCCCAAAGUAUCCAGAAAAACAGGUGGGCUAUAUUGUUACGUCAUGCUUGCUCAAUGAAAAUCAUGACUUUUUAAGAUUGGUCAUAAAUACAGUUCGUAAUGACAUAAUUGGACGCAACGAAACUUUCCAAUGCCUGGCACUGACCAUGGUUGGAAACAUUGGUGGAAGGGAAUUUGCUGAAUCAUUAGCACCUGACGUUCAAAAGUUGCUUAUUUCUAGUAGCUGCAGACCACUUGUAAGAAAAAAGGCUGCGUUGUGUCUGCUGCGUCUGUACAGGAAGAAUCCAGAUGUUGUAAAUGUGGAUGGAUGGUCAGACAGAAUGACUCAGCUUCUUGAUGAACGUGAUCUUGGUGUUCUGACAUCUGUUAUGAGCCUCCUUGUUGCGUUGGUUGCAAACAGCCAUGAAGCAUAUUGGAGCUGCUUGCCAAAAUGUGUUAAGGUUUUGGAAAGACUUGCUAGAAAUCAAGAUGUUCCACCAGAAUACACUUACUAUGGAAUCCCAUCUCCAUGGCUACAGGUGAAGACAAUGAGAGCCCUUCAAUAUUUUCCUACAAUUGAAGAUCCUAAUACAAGGAGGUCCUUAUUUGAGGUCCUGCAACGUAUCUUGAUGGGGACUGAUGUUGUAAAAAAUGUAAACAAAAAUAAUGCUUCACAUGCAGUACUGUUUGAAGCUCUUGCAUUGGUGAUGCACCUUGAUGCUGAAAAAGAGAUGAUGUCUCAGUGUGUUGCUUUACUUGGGAAGUUCAUUGCAGUACGUGAACCAAAUAUCCGCUAUCUUGGCUUGGAGAACAUGACGAGAAUGUUAAUGGUUACAGAUGUACAGGAGAGCAUAAAAAGACAUCAAGCUCAGAUUAUCACAUCUCUAAAGGAUCCUGACAUCAGUAUCCGGAGACGUGCUCUUGAUUUGUUGUAUGGAAUGUGUGAUGUGACAAAUGCUAAGGACAUAGUGGAGGAACUACUUCAGUAUCUGAGCACAGCUGACUUUGCAAUGCGGGAGGAACUGGCUUUGAAGGCUGCCAUUCUUGCUGAGAAGUUUGCUCCCGACCUCUUGUGGUAUGUUGAUGUAAUUCUUCAGUUGAUUGAUAAGGCGGGCGAUUUUGUGAGUGAUGACAUAUGGUAUCGUGUCAUUCAGUUUGUGACAAACAAUGAUGACUUGCAGCCAUAUGCAGCAGCAAAGGCGCGAGAAUAUCUCGAUAAGCCAGCCUUGCAUGAGACAAUGGUCAAGGUUAGUGCAUAUCUCCUUGGAGAAUACAGCCACCUACUAGCUAGACGGCCUGGUUGUAGUCCUAAGGAGAUAUUCUCUCUGAUAAAUGAGAAGCUUCCAACUGUAUCAGCACCAACCGUUGCAAUACUUCUUUCAACUUAUGCUAAGAUACUUAUGCACACACAACCUCCUGAUCAGGAGUUGCAGAAUCAAGUUUGGGCUAUAUUUAACAAAUACGAGAGUUACAUCGAUGUAGAGAUACAACAAAGAGCUGUCGAAUAUUUUGCAUUAAGUCGUAAAGGUGCAGCAUUAAUGGAUAUCCUGGCUGAAAUGCCGAAGUUCCCUGAACGCCAGUCUUCCUUGCUCAAAAAGGCCGAAGAUGCAGAAGCCGAUACUGCUGAACAAAGUGCUAUAAAAUUGCGUACUCAGCAGCAGACAUCAAAUGCUUUAGUAGUAACAGAUGUACAUGCUCCCAAUGGAUCUGCAUCAUAUGGGCCUGUUAAGAUUCCAACGAACCAUAAUACGGAAACUGCUUUAGUAGUUCAAGAGACAGCACAGCCUAAUGGAACUACGGCCAAAUUGGAUCCUCAACAAGCACCACCUUCACCGGAUCUUCUUGGUGAUCUUUUGGGUCCACUUGCUAUCGAAGGCCCACCUGAUACUUCUGCUAUUAUUGAUCAAAAUCUAGUCUCGGGGCUUGGGACGUCUUCGAGCACAAUAGAUGAACUGGCUCUUGCUACCCUUGGUGAACAACCAAAUUCCGUUCAGCCAAUUGGAAAUAUUGCUGAAAGAUUUCAUGCUUUAUGCCUAAAAGAUAGUGGUGUUCUGUAUGAGGAUCCCUACAUUCAGAUUGGCAUCAAGGCAGAAUGGCGUGCUCACCAUGGGCGCCUAGUGCUUUUCUUAGGAAACAAAAAUACUUCUCCUCUUGAUUCAGUUCAAGCCCUCAUAUUGCCACCAUCUCAUUUGAAGAUGGAGCUUUCAGUUGUACCUGAAACAAUUCCACCGAGAUCACAGGUGCAAUGCCCACUUGAAGUUGUCAAUCUUCGUUCAAGCAGAGAUGUAGCUGUUCUUGAUUUCUCUUACAAGUUUGGUGCUUCAAUGGUCAAUGUGAAGCUACGCCUUCCUGCAGUUUUUAACAAGUUUCUGCAGCCCAUAUCAAUGUCUGCCGAGGAGUUUUUCCCCCAGUGGAGGUCUCUUUCAGGACCACCACUGAAGCUUCAGGAAGUGGUUCGAGGUGUAAAACCUAUGUUGCUUCCUGAAAUGGCAAACCUAUUCAGUAGCUUCCACGUGGUGGUUUGUCCUGGAUUGGAUCCAAAUCCAAACAACCUGGUUGCGUGCACUACCUUUUUCUCUGAGGCUACCCGAGCCAUGCUUUGUUUGAUAAGAGUUGAAACAGAUCCUUCUGAUAGGACCCAAUUACGAAUGACAGUCGCUUCGGGAGAUCCUACACUAACAUUUGAACUGAAGGAAUUCAUCAAAGAGCAGUUGAUUAGCAUGCCUGCAGUUUCAGCAACGCCAGUGGCUCCAGCGCCAGCUUCAGCUUCAGCUCCAGCUCCAGCUGCACAACCAGCUCCGUCAACGACGGAUCCUGGUGCAUUGCUUGCUGGUUUGCUUUGAGGAAAGUGGUUAAACGUGUGUGGAUUCUUUCCUGAUAUUAUCAAACCCUGCCUUUGCCAGAUUAUGAGCGAUACUGCCAUAUUGCGUGGAAGGGAUGGUACAUGCUGCAAGGGCUGGCCAAAUGACCGAUGUCCCGUCGGGAUGGUGUUGUUGUCUGAGUGGGCUUUGCGGCGGGCUUUUUGAUUCUUUGGGCAUGUGGAUAUGUGCCCUUUCAUUUUCUUGUGAUUGGAGAGAGUGUCGCGUGGGCAAUUUCUUUUCUAUGUAAUUCAAGCUUGAAAAGGUAGUAAGGUAUAGGAGAAGGGUCAUGUCACAUAGUUUUGUAGGUUAUGAAUUUCAGCUUUAUUUAAUAAAAGCAAAUUUGAAAUUGUGUUUUGUUUCCUUA
Nymphaea colorata (pocket water lily) is the source of this 3662-nucleotide messenger RNA. Its product is annotated as AP-2 complex subunit alpha-2-like. The coding region runs from base 218 to 3280 and encodes 1020 amino acids. Gene Ontology annotation, cellular component: AP-2 adaptor complex; membrane coat. Gene Ontology annotation, biological process: intracellular protein transport; clathrin-dependent endocytosis. Gene Ontology annotation, molecular function: clathrin-cargo adaptor activity. The transcript is spliced from 27 exons. Lineage: Eukaryota; Viridiplantae; Streptophyta; Magnoliopsida; Nymphaeales; Nymphaeaceae. The record is from RefSeq and is a predicted model, not a curated record.